GACAAGCGAAAUGCAUUUUAAUUUGUGAAAAAAUAGCAUUAUUUUGCUAACUGUUGGUGAGAGGUGUUAAGUUUUGUGCGGGUUACGUGUACGCAUAUCGAAAGACAGUAAAAGUUGUACCAAAAACGGACAAAAACGAGAGUUAACAAGCGGCUUCAAGAUGGCGAUGUCCAAAACAACAAACACUUACAAUCGGCAGAACUGGGAAGAUUCGGAAUUCCCGAUUCUUUGUCAAACAUGCCUCGGUGACAAUCCUUACGUCCGGAUGAUUAAAGAGCGGUACGGCAAGGAGUGCAAAAUCUGUACCCGCCCUUUCACCAUCUUCCGCUGGUGUCCCGGCGCCCGGAUGCGGUUCAAGAAGACGGAAAUCUGCCAAACAUGCAGCAAACUGAAGAACGUCUGCCAAACCUGUCUGCUGGAUCUCGAGUACGGUCUGCCGACGCAGGUGCGCGAUGCGGCCCUCAAGAUACAGGACAAGAUACCGGAAAGUGAUGUGAACAAAGAGUUCUACAUCCAAAACAUCGAGGCACAGCUUAAGGCGGGCGGUGAUAAUACGGUGGCCGCCGGUGCGGUCGGUAAAUCGUUGGCGGCCAGCGACAUGCUGGCGAAGCUGGCCCGCACCGCACCGUACUACAAACGCAAUCUACCUCACAUUUGCUCGUUCUGGGUGAAGGGUGAAUGCAAACGCGGGGAAGAGUGUCCGUAUCGGCACGACAAACCAGUCGAACCGGACGAUCCGCUUUCGGAACAGAACAUACGCGAUCGGUACUAUGGGCGUAACGAUCCGGUGGCAGACAAGCUGAUGAAGCGUGCCGCUUCCAUACCGACGCUCGAUCCACCGGAAGAUAAAACCAUCACCACACUGUACGUGGGCAACUUGGGCGACCAUCUUACGGAGGUGGACAUACGCGACAACUUCUACCAUUACGGCGAGAUUCGGUCGGUUUCACUCGUGCCACGCCAGCAGUGCGCCUUCGUGCAGUACACGAAGCGAGCCGCGGCCGAGCUGGCGGCGGAGAAAACGUUCAACAAACUUAUUCUCGGUGGCAAGAAGCUCACCAUCAAGUGGGCACACUCGCAGGCCAAGUCGACGGCUUACGCCCAGCAAAGUUCCGCUCCACGGGGGUCCGGUGGUGCCGGUGGGAACCGAAUCUUCGAUCCCGUCCCGGGUCUGCCCGGACAGCUACCGUUACCGCCAAAUCCGACCGAUUACUUUAACCUGCAGGCCUCGGAGAUGGCCGUGCUGCCGCCGGGCAUGAAAAUACACCAGCUGCCGCCUGGUCUCAUUCCCGGGGCGCCCAGUUACGCGUCAAUGUACCAGCAACAGCAAGGACAAGGGCCGGGAACGGGCGGUGGCAGUGGGAAACCCGGUACUAGUGCAGGAUCGGCGCAAGGUAUGAUGCAUCCCCCGUCGAUGCCGGGCAUGCAGCAACAGUUGCACUAUCCCAGCCAGGAUCCCGCCCGGUUAGGGGCCCUGAAGAAGUAAACGUGUAGCAAGCCACAUAUGUCU
Anopheles cruzii is the source of this 1510-nucleotide messenger RNA. Its product is annotated as pre-mRNA-splicing factor RBM22. The transcript is spliced from 3 exons. Gene Ontology annotation, molecular function: pre-mRNA binding; U6 snRNA binding; metal ion binding. NCBI's taxonomy places the organism in Eukaryota, Metazoa, Arthropoda, Insecta, Diptera, Culicidae. Gene Ontology annotation, cellular component: U2-type catalytic step 1 spliceosome; U2-type catalytic step 2 spliceosome; Prp19 complex. The record is from RefSeq and is a predicted model, not a curated record. The coding region runs from base 161 to 1486 and encodes 441 amino acids.